AUCACCAUAAGCACACAUAGCUUUGGUUAAAACAAUGCUUGCUUAUUUUUGAAUACAAUGCUCCUUUAUAAGUGACAACGCACAGAGCUCUAAUCAUAAGCUUAACCUUGCUAGAGAAACUUUUUGCAACUUAGAAAGCUAAACUACACAGCUCUAUUAUUCUAUUUCCCCUAUCUUCUCUACAGCUUGCAUAUUUUUUCUGCUGCUUCAGCACUGUUCACAAUUCUGCUGCAACUGAGGCUUGUCUUUUACAAACUUCUUAAAACUCUCGGAUUUUAUGGAUUCCCACACCCCUUGUGCUGCCAUCCCCUGUGCCCAGUGUCCUGCAUCUGUCACCCUCCCAGUGUCACCAGUGUGCUGCCAUCCCUGCUGCCCUGUCCUCGUUGUCCUCCGUGUCCCUUUGUCCCUGUAUCCUCCCUCUGCUGCCAUCCCCGCGCCACAUGUCCACUGUGCGCUGCCGCCCCGUGUGUCCAGAGAGAGAUUUAAGGUCUCGUGUGUCGCCAACCUUGCCCCGUGUCCCCCCUUGUGCUGCCAUCCCUGUGUACCCCCUUGUGCUGCCAUCCCCGUGUCCCCCCUUGUGCUGCCAUCCCCGUGUCCCCCCUUGUGCUGCCAUCCCUGUGUCCCCCCGUGUGCUGCCCCGCGUCCCCGUGUCGCCAUCCCCGCGUGCUCGCACCCCGCGCUUCCGUAUCCCUCCUAUUUUCCCCGCUCCUCCCCGUGUCCCCACCCCUGUCCCCUUGUCCCCGCCCCGCCAUGGCGCCGCUGGCGGACCUGUACCAGGUGUCCAUGGCCUACGGGCACUGGCGGGCCGGGCGACACCGCGCCCCGGCCGCCGCCGAGCUCUUCUUCCGCCGCCCGCCCUUCUGCGGCUCCUUCGCGCUCGGCGCCGGGCUGGCCGAGGGGCUGCGGGGGCUCCGAGCCUUCCGCUUCUCCGCUGCCGAUGUUGCGUACCUGCGCUCUGUCCUGCCCAGCACCAUCGAUGACGCCUUCUUUGACUACCUGGCCACCCUGGACGCCUCCGAGGUGACCGUCACCGCCAUUCCCGAGGGCUCCGUCGUCUUUGCCAGGGUGCCGUUCCUGCAGGUGAAGGGGCCACUCCUGGUGGUGCAGCUGCUGGAGACCACCUUGCUGUGCCUGAUCAACUAUGCCAGCCUGGUGGCCACCAACGCUGCCAGAUUCCGUCUCCUGGCUGGCCCAGACAUGAAGCUCAUAGAGAUGGGGCUCCGCCGCGCGCAGGGGCCGGAUGGAGCUCUCUCGGCAUCCAAAUAUUCCUACAUUGGGGGCUUCGACUGCACCAGCAACAUCCUGGCGGGAAAACUCUACGGAAUUCCCGUGCGCGGCACCAUCGCCCACUCCUUCAUCAUGUCCUUCAGGGGCCUGGAGGAGGUGCAGCAACGGGAGCUGCCGCCUCGGGCCGGAGGAGAUCCCGUGGAUCUGGCAGACCUGGCUGUGUCCUGGCUGCAGCAGGUUUGUGUCCUGCUCCAGACUCCUCCCAGCAAGGCCAACCAGGGCGAGCUGGCCGCCUUCGUGUCCUACGCCGUCACCUUCCCGUGUGACUUCCAGGGAUUGCUGGACACCUAUUGUGUCAGGAGGAGCGGUUUGCCCAAUUUCUGUGCCGUGGCCUUGGCACUGCACCAGCUGGGAUACCAGGCCAUCGGAGUGCGCCUGGACAGUGGGGACCUGGCCCAGCAAUCCAAGGAAAUCCGGGGAGUGUUCCAAGCCUGCGGAGCUCACUUCCAGGUGCCCUGGUUUGGGACCAUCCCCAUCGCUGUCAGCAACGACAUCAGUGAGCAGAGCCUGGAGCAGUUCAGGAGGGAGGGGAGUGAGAUCGACAUGAUUGGAAUCGGGACCAACCUGGUGACGUGUCCCCUGCAGCCGUCGCUGGGCUGUGUCUACAAGCUGGUGGAGGUCAAUGGCUCCCCAUGCCUGAAGCUCACGGAGGAUGAGGAGAAGAUGACAAUCCCAGGGAUGAAGGCAAUCUAUCGGCUCUAUGAUGCUGCUGGUCACCCCUUCAUGGACCUCAUGGCCCUGGAAGAGGAGCCGUCACCCAGUGCGGGGCAGGAGCUGGGGAUCCGAGUCCUGGGGCGGCUGGAGGAGACCACCAAGGUCACUCCCACCACUGUGGAGCCCCUCCAUCGCACCUACUUCAGGGAUGGCCAGGUGUGUGAGCCCCUGCCCAGCCUGCCCGAGGUGAGGACCCAUGCUCAGGUGUCCCUCAACCUGCUCAGCCCUGCUCACCGCCGGCUCCACGAGCCACAGCCCUACCCGGUGGCCGUGACGGAACGGCUGCACCAGCUCUUCCUGCAGCUGCGCCAGGGCAGCCUCUGAGGGGGUCCCUGCUCAUCCCCACCUCCUGCUCUGCUCUUUUUUGGGAAGCCCGGGUGCCUCGUUAGGAAUUAAUGGCUCUAAUUUAGACCUGGUGCUAACCCGAGGAACCUGCAGGAACUGGGAGAGCGCCUUGGGAUCCCAGUAGGGAAGCUGGGAACACAGGGAUGGGGAAAGCAGAGCUCGUCCCUGCAUCCCCUGGAAGUGACAGUCCUGUGCCCAGCUUGGUGGCCCUGCCAGCCUUGUGCCUUCCUUGGUGGCCCUGCCACUCCUGCGUCCAACUUGGUGGCCCUGCCAGCCCUGUGUCCAACCUGGUGGCGCUAGACCAAAGUCUGGAGUGCCACCAAAAGGGUGACACGGGACACCCAUGGGGUACCUAUGGCAGACACUCGUUGCUUUGGCAAUUCUAAGCUUCAUCUCUGUGGCCACAUUCCAGCUCUUUCCACUCUGGCCAAAUUCCCUGGGAUGUGGAGGCUAGCUCCAGGUUGAUCCCAGAUCCAGGUUGAUCCCAGAUCCAGGCUGAUCCCAGCUCCAGGUUGCCACCUGCACUCUCUAACCCCUGUUCCCACAGGAAACGUGGCUCUAACCCACACUGAGCUUCAGACUAAGCAAAAAAUUUCAAAUAAAGGCCUUUUC
Messenger RNA from Camarhynchus parvulus, 2958 nucleotides. It is a transcript of the gene NAPRT, whose product is annotated as nicotinate phosphoribosyltransferase. The record is from RefSeq and is a predicted model, not a curated record. Gene Ontology annotation, molecular function: nicotinate phosphoribosyltransferase activity. NCBI's taxonomy places the organism in Eukaryota, Metazoa, Chordata, Aves, Passeriformes, Thraupidae. Bases 751 to 2325 code for a protein of 524 amino acids. The transcript has 13 exons. Gene Ontology annotation, biological process: NAD+ biosynthetic process.